Argiope bruennichi is the source of this 7305-nucleotide messenger RNA. Its product is annotated as zinc finger protein 62 homolog. The transcript is spliced from 12 exons. Bases 3874 to 6213 code for a protein of 779 amino acids. The record is from RefSeq and is a predicted model, not a curated record. Lineage: Eukaryota; Metazoa; Arthropoda; Arachnida; Araneae; Araneidae.
UUGUCUGAAAAGAAAGAAAUGGAACUAAUGGAAAAAUUCUUAGAAGUUGCAGAAAUUGAUCCUUAAAUAUAUGAAUUGAUAGUGUUUUUUCCCCCUUGUUAAGUAAUUAUUAAAUGGUUUGUAUAAUGAUAACAGGAAUGUAAUGUUGUGCUUUAUUUCACCCAAGUUCCUAAUUUUGCAUAACUUUAAUUGUAAUAGUGUGAGGUAAGUUAUCAAAAAGUUUUUUUCCUUCUUAACAUGUGAAUUUUUUUCUAUUGAAAAUCUAGGCAAUAAAGAAAAAGGUUAUUUAUUUUAUAUAUAUAUGUAAUGAUAUUUUAAUUCUAAUUUCAACUUAAUUAAUUUCCAAGAUUUUAUCUUAAUUUAGCCCAUAGUAACUUCAUUCUAAAAAUAUUCUUAUUUUGUGAUCUAAUUCCACUUUCGGUUUAAUUAAUCCCUUUGUAAAAAUAAUGCGCCAUCAGUACUACGUAUCAAAUGAAAGUGAUAUUCCAUUGCCCUUGUCAAAGGUCAACAUAUGUAUUCCAUCAGUAUGUGGUUUGGAAAUCCUAUGUUAUAUAAGACUAGUGAUCAUUUGUUUCAAUCUUUCUUACAUCUGCUUUUAGGCCGCACUGCAUCUGCUUGUAAAUAAAUUGCUUUUCCAAGAUGGAUAAAAAAGAGAGAAUAAAACGAAAUUAAAAAUACAAUGUCUCGUCUAUGUCUUCAAACCUGCACUCUGCUUCAACCAAAAUAAUGUUGCAUAUAUAUAUAUAAAUAUAAUAUAUCAUUUUAGGUAAUUUUGAAUUAUUGUUUACUUUCCCAUGCUUUUGCCACUAAUAGAAACUAGGAGAUAUUGUUAUUUUAUUAUAAACAGUACAUAAGUGCUCACUGUGUGUUUUAUCUUAUAUUACAUAUAUAUGUACAGAAAAAAAAAACAUAGGUUAUUUUUUUUAUUAUUAUUAUUUUUUAGCCAGAUUUGUGUGGCCACCCUCUUAUCCUUUAACUCAGAAGAUAAGGAGACUAGCUGUCAGGCUGUCGAAUUCAUUUGAGAGGGAAAAUGUACAAAUCAAACAAUAAAUUUUUGAAUAAUGAUCAAGUUAUAAUAAAUAUGAUUAUUUUGAUAUUUUCUUACUUAUCAAAAUAAACUUGUCUACUGUGCCUUAAUAUUUCAUUCUCGGUUAUCUUUUUAGAGCUAAAGAGUUUACAUAACUCUUCAUGUAACUAUUUUUUGUUAAAAUGUAAAUCUUUUAUUCCAUAUAUAGAAAGACCUUUUCUAUUGGAAAUCUACUAAUCCCGAAGAAAUUUUGUUAUAGAUGUUUUUGAUAGAUGGGUUCCAACUUAUAUGUGUGUGUGCAUGUAUGGAUAAAUAUGUUUAGAGAGAGGAGAGGAGUGUGUACAUGCGUUGUGUAUAUAUAUGUGCACACACAUACAUCUCGUAUACAUAAGGUAUAAUAAUCUUCCCUCCCUCAGUAUGUAAUUAUGUUCUCAUUGUAUAUGCACUGAAUAUUUGACAAUAUUUGGGAUAGAUGACAUCCAAAAAUUUGAUCUACCUUUAAACUCUCAUAAAUUUCUCCUACAACAUAUAGGGAUUAUAUUUAUUAAUAUUAUUAUUGUUAUUCUGUUUUGAUUCUUAUAUUAUCGUUUACCAAAAUUUUUUUAUCAGUUUCUUAGAAUAAUAGUGAAUCGUUUUUAUUAAAAUUAAUUUAUAUAGAUAAAAUGUUUUUAAUGCAGGAUUUUUUUUCUUUCAUUGUAUUUUGUUUCAGCACUUUCUUCCCAAAUUUUCUGUGGAAUUCAAAAAAGUGGAGGAUGCAGCCAUUCACCUGAAACUUUUACUUCAUACAGAUUAGAUAUGUCUUUAAAAGGAAAACAAUAUCGGUGUGAUUUCUGUGCAAAAAGUUUUAAUUAUAAAAGCAAGUACGAAGAACACAUGAGAGUUCAUACUGGUGAAAGGCCAUUUAAAUGCAUUCUUUGUCCCAAAUUAUUUAAGUGUAAAAAAUCAUUGAAAUAUCACACUAUGCAAUCUCAUCAAAUGUUUUGAAUAUUAAAGCAUUUUUUAAUAGAUAAACUAUUCACACUUGUAUUUGAAAUCAUGUAUUUUAAUAAGAAUUGUUUUAUAUAUAAAAGAUUUAUUUCAUACUUAUAAGUAUUUAUAUGAUAAUUGUGAAUAAUGGGUGUGAUGAGGAAUCAUAAAAAUGACAAAUCAGGUUAUAAAUUGAGACAGUCAAGCAUCAAAGUUUUCCAAUUGGCUGCAUCUCAAAAAUAUUUUCACUUCCCACCUUCAAAUAGAUAUAUAUACAGUAAAUUCGCUAAAUGAGCUCAAUUUGUUCCUGAUUCUUACUCAUAAUGCAAUUCAUAAUCGUUAAGUGAAACUUAUUUUUUUUUUUUAUUUUUUUAGAAAUCCAUGUAAAAUAAAAAUAAUGCAUUUCAUCUCCCCCCCCCCAAAAAAAAACAACAACUCACAUUUAUGAUUAUAAAAGUUUAUUUAUAAUGCAAGCUUUUUUUUUUUUUUCCUAACUAGAAAAUUGUUUGAAGACAUUUUUAUUUUUCUACACUUCAUGAUUUGCUAAGAAUCAGAUACAGCAUUAUUCUUAAAUGAAUUCAUAACAUACACAUAGCUACUGCUUUGUUAAGGUGAUGUUUCUCAAGGUUCAGUGCAAUAAUUUAUCAUGCUUUCAACAUCCCUUAUUUUAUGGGAUGGUUGUUGCUCUCUUGAGUUUUAAUUUUUCCCCUUUGAUCAAACUCCUGUGCCUUGAUGCAGAAUGCAGAUCCAUAAGCUCUUAAUUCUGCCUAUGUUCUUCCACCAGCUUAUUGAUGUUGUUGCUAGUCACCCAUAGCCCUUUAAUGUGGCCCGAGACAAAAUCUCAUUGAUUAAGGCUCCCCAGGCACUUCUCAAACUCCUCGGAAUCAUAUUUGACAACAUUGUCUGACAAAAACUUCCAUGUUGCUAUGUUUCCUCACUAUUCAUUUUGUGAAACAUCUCUCAUUAAAUGAAUCACUAUUUUUUACAUUUGUUUUUCUCUUUAUGUGAAUGACUGCUUUAUAAAUAAGAUUUUUUUAAAGCCUUUUUUAAAUUAAAUCUGUAUAUGUGUGUGUGAACAUAACUCAAAAAUACAAUCUGAAUGAAUAGAAAUUGCUUGUUUUGCUAAUUGUAUUUCAGAUUUUAAUUAAGGGCAAUAGGUUUCGGCCAUUCGAAUGCUUGUCUUUUUGUGUGUUUCUGAAUAGGAUUUGUAAAAUUUUGAAUUCAAUUUGGCAGACUAAAUAGAUGAGAUCUUUCUUAUAAAUAUUGCCCAUUGUUGUUGUUGAUCUACAUCAAAUUUUGGGUCAGAUUUGUCAGCAAGAAUAAACACUUUACCUAAAUAUGUAUUCUACUUUUUUUACUGCACUAAAAAGUUUUGAAAAUAAGCAUCAAAUAAUAUUUGAGAAAAUUUAAGCACUCUUUAUUCUUUUAUUUCCUGAACACUUGAUUGGGAUUUAAAUGAACUUUUAAACAUUAUUUCUUACACAAGGGCUAUAAAUUACAGUAAAACUUGAUUGGAUAUACUUUUUUUUAAAGUAAUGUUUCUUAAUGUCAUGUUUCGUUUUUUUCGUAUUUCAUUUUCUUCAAAAUAUCUUUUUAUUUCGUAUUGCCAUUUUUUUUAAAAAUCCAAAUUCACCACAAAGAUUAUUACCGGGCACUUUCUCUGUUUAUUUCUAGCCAGUUUUAUAGCAUUUCUGUCUAAAAAUUGAAAUUUUGCAUAUUUAAAUUUUUCUUUUUUAGUUACUUUGGAUUAUGAGUUGUUGAAUGAAUUCCAGCAUCAGAGAAAAGGGCAUUUUCUGGAGGAAAAGAGCACUUCUGAGGAGAGUAAUUUAAUUAUAAGUCGAGCUCUUUCUAGCCAUUACAAAUGUACAUUUUGCACUAAAAUGUUUUUUAAGAAAAGCAAUUGGGAAGCUCAUAUAAGGAAGCAUACUGGAGAAAAGCCUUUUAAAUGUGAUGUUUGUUUUAAAAGCUACAAAAGUAAUCAAGCCUUGAAAUAUCACAAAAUUUGUGCACGCCAUAAUUGUGAAUUUUUGUCUCCUGCUGAUGUUUUAAGAGUAGAAUUGGAAGAAUCAUUGAAAGCUUUAACCGCAAUCGAGAGUUUUGCCCUUCCAAGAAGCCUAGAAGAUGUGAAUUAUCAGGUUUCAGAUAUUCAACAUAGAAGGAAGACUCCUGCCAAACGACAUAAAUGUGACAUUUGUUUUAAGUGUUUUUACUUCAGAAAUGACCUGGUGCGUCACUUAAGAGUUCAUACUGGAGAGAAGCCAUUUUACUUUUUAUUUGUUUUAUUAGCUAUUACUAAUCCUCAGAUGCGUAUGAAUGCAUGGGAACCUGCAACAAGGGUAUCAAGACAAGAAAGAGGAAGGACAUUGUCUAUUCAGAAAUUUCAGUGUUCAUUUUGUCCAAAAUAUUUUCAUACAAGAACAGAAUUAAAGCGUCACCUUAGAGUGCAUACAGGUGAAAAACCAUAUGCUUGUGAAGUGUGCUCAAGACGUUUCAAGAGUAAUCAAGCUUUGAAGUAUCACAGAAUACAAGCUCAUCAUCCUUAUUACUUUAUAGCUGCUCUUGUUUAUGGCAGUCUUCAGUCAAAAACUCAAAGUGCUGUCAUCAGUUACAUAUCGAAUACAGUAAUUAGAAAGGACUCUCAUCAUUGGUGUGAUAUAUGUAACAAAGCGUUUAAUCGAAAGGAUAACCUAGAACGACAUUUAAGAGUGCAUACUGGAGAGAAACCAUAUAAGUGUACUUUUUGCUCUCGGCGGUUUACAAUAAUAUUUCAUGAUGCAGCUUCUCCAUUCAAAGAGCAGAAAAAAAGAAAUACCAAUACAUCUGCAAAAGCUGAAGCCCUUGCCAUGCAUGAUGCACCCGCUUCAUUUCCAUGUGAAUUCUGCGGUAGAAAAUUUGCCCUGAAAACUAAUUUAAAACGUCAUAUACGAGUUCACACUGGAGAAAAACCUUUCAAAUGUGAUAGUUGCUUUCGGCUAUUUUCAAGUAAUCAGUCUCUGAAAUAUCAUCGAAUUCAAACCCAUUUCAAGUCAUCAUAUGAUGACAAUGGAGAGAACGGACUGAAUUGGUUUGCCCAGAGUCCAGACUUGAAUCCUACAGACAACCUCUGGGGUCAUCAUGUAAUAUUUGGCCCUUUGACAGCAUCAAUCCAAAGAAAAAGUUUAUUUGCAGUAAAGAAAUGUCAGUACUGUGGUCGAGAAUUUAAUCAAAAAGGCCAUCUUGUGCAGCAUCUCCGAAUCCAUACUGGAGAGAAACCUUUUAAAUGCAUUCAAUGUGGCAAAUGUUUUAAACGAAAUGAAUCAUUGAAAUAUCAUGUUAUAACAAAUCAUAUAUCUGCUUAUUUUUCUAUUAUGGAAAUAACUCAACCUCAUUCCCGCCUCAAAUUGUGUCAGUCCAGCCUUCCUGAUGGAGCAGCAGAUGAUCACAGGAAGCCAGAUUAUACAUGCCAAUAUUGUCUAAAGGUUUUCGCCACUCCAAGUCAGCAUGUAGUUUUUGACAGUUUUGUGGCACCAUCAAUUUCAAGCCAAAGAAACAUUCAAACAAGGAAAAGUUCAUUUUCAUUUCACAAAUGCCAAUAUUGUGGUCGUAAAUUUAAUCAAAAAGGUCAUCUUGUGCAACACCUCCGAAGUCACACUGGAGAAAAACCUUUUAAAUUAUCUGCAUCUUUUUCUAUUAUGGAAAUAACUCAGCCUCAUUCUGGUCUCAAUUUGUAUCAAUCCAGCCUUCCUGAUGGAGCAACAGAUGAUCGUAGGAAACCAGAUUAUACAUGUCAAUACUGUGCAAAAGUUUUCACUGCUCCAAGUAAAUUAUUGCGCCAUGUCCGAGUUCAUACUGGUGAAAAACCCUUCCAAUGUGAAGUUUGUUCCAGAAGCUUCAAUCAGAAAGAAUCUUUAAAAAUUCACAAAGCUACUCAGCAUAAUAUUUUUAUAUCGUAUAAAAAAUCUGUCUUUUUUUUAGAUAAAACAUCAUUCAGUAUGCUUCAAAUUGUGCAACAGCAGUGUAUAGAACAAGUAACUGCUGUAUCGACUAAAAGUGCUCUCCAGAAGAUAAAUGUCCAUCAAUGUCAGUUUUGUAAAAAGACAUUUGGUUAUAAAAGUCUCUUGCAACGUCAUCUUCGAAUGCACACUGGAGAAAAGCCAUUUCAAUGUGAAAUUUGCUUGCGGAGUUUCACUCAGAAAGAAAAUUUAAAAUAUCAUAAAGCACAGUGUCAUAAUAUCUAUUAAACCACAUGGUUAUACUCACAUAUUUAAAUAAUGUGUCUCAUUUUGAUGUACUAUCAUAUAUUUUGAUUAUUUAAUUUGAUAUUUUUUGUAUGCAUUUGUAGAUAAAAUGUUUUUACUGGAAUUCAAUCUACAAUUUACUUCAUGGUUUUUACUAGCCAUUAUAUUUACUAGAUUAAAUGACAUGUUGCAUCUUAUAUAGAAGUAUUCUUUCCCUGUGUGUGUGUGUCAGAGAGAGGGAGAUUCAAAAUCAGUGGGAAAACCUCCACCAAAUUUGUUCACAUACUUUCUAAUAAAGUUGUAGUUCCCCCCUUCACGCCACAUAAAAUUUAAUUUUGAGCAAAGACCUUGCAUGGCAUUGACAAACAAUAGUACAAAAUAUUGAUAUUUGGCAUGAAUUUAGUAUUUUUACAGGAUCUCUCAAGAGAUCCUUGCCAUAUGGUUAAUUAUAUCAGAAAAUUUAAUUAGUGUUUUAGACACUUUUUUUUCCCUUAUCAAUUGAAACCAAAAUUUGACACAGGACUACAACUGCAAUCGCAAAAUCUCAUACCAAAUUUAUUAUAUUUAAGUCAUUGUCUUUUUGAGUUACUUCAUUUGUGAAGAUAAGAGACAGACAAAAAUCAAUUUCUUGAGGGAUUUGAUUUCAAAUUUGAUAGCCAUUCAUACUUACGAUUAAUUAUUAAAUCUGUUUUAUCUAUACUUUUUUUUAUUUAAAAUUUAUCCAUUUAAGUCUCUUUAUUUUGAAGUUUCGUUUUAUUUUAUAUUCAGACAGACAAACUUCCUCUGAAUUGAUUUUGCUCAAAAUUUCAUAUAGAAAUUUACUAAUGUAGUGUAACGACUGUAUACCAAAUUUCAACUACUUAGCUCAAAACGUUUUUGUGCUAUCAUUGCCACAAAUAGACUAAUAUAAUGCAAACAAAAUGCACUGUGUGUGUGUUGAUAAUUACACUACUUUUUUUUUAUUUCGUAUAUGAAAAAAAAAAAGCAUAAUUGCCUGUAUACUCAAUGAAAAAUUAUAUCUUUCUAUGAAAUUAAACUGGUACUUUCAAAUGAUUUCUUUUUAUAAUGCUUUCAAAGUAAUAUUGGAACUUUGAA